Messenger RNA from Mesoplodon densirostris (Blainville's beaked whale), 1041 nucleotides. It is a transcript of the gene CD200, whose product is annotated as CD200 molecule. The transcript has 6 exons. Gene Ontology annotation, biological process: negative regulation of macrophage activation; regulation of immune response. Bases 1 to 1041 code for a protein of 346 amino acids. The record is from RefSeq and is a predicted model, not a curated record. Gene Ontology annotation, molecular function: cell-cell adhesion mediator activity. Lineage: Eukaryota; Metazoa; Chordata; Mammalia; Artiodactyla; Ziphiidae.
AUGGAGUGGCUGGUGUUGAGGAGGCUCUUCUGUCAUCUGUCUACCUUCCAACUGAUUUGGUUCUUGGCUGCCAUGAUGUUUUGCAGGGCACAAGUGGAGACCCAAGAUGUAAGAAAGUUGCUGAACACACCUGCUUCUUUAAGAUGCUCUCUGCAAAAUCCCCAGGAAGUUUUGAUUGUGACAUGGCAAAAAAUCAAGGCUGUAAGCCCAGAAAACAUGAUCACCUUUAGCCAGAACCAUGGGGUUGUAGUCCAGCCUGCCUAUAAGGACAAGCUAAACAUCACCCAGCUGGGACUCAUGAAUUCAACCAUUACCUUCUGGAAUACCACCUUGGAAGAUGAAGGGUGUUACAAGUGCCUCUUCAAUACCUUUGGUUCUGGGAAGAUCUCAGGAAUAGCCUGCCUCACUCUCUUUGUACAGCCCACAGUAUUCCUUCACUAUAAAUUAUCUGAAGACCACCUAAAUAUCACUUGCUCUGCCAAUGCUCGCCCAGCCCCUGUGAUCUCCUGGAAGGUCUCUGGGCCAGAGAUUGAGAACAGUACUGAGAUUCUCUCACACCCCAAUGGGACAACGUCUGUCACCAGCAUCCUCCAGAUCAAAGACCCCAAGAGUCAGGUGGGGAAGGAGGUGAUCUGCCAGGUACUGCACCUGGGGACUGUGACCAACUACAGGGAAACUGUGAACAAAGGCUUUUGGUUUUCAGUUCCACUACUAUUAAGUAUUGUUUCCUUGGUAAUUCUUCUGGUCUUAAUUUCAAUCCUACUAUACUGGAAACAUCGUCGGAACCAAGACCGAGUGUCCAGAACCGUAUCUUCACAUAACAGCCACUCGGAGAACAUGCGUGGAUGCCUGAGUGGAGAACAGGAAAUGCGAGAAUGCUCUUUCAAUGGCUUCUUCAGCAUUUUCGGCUUUAGUUCACCCAAGGGGCAGAGAAGACCCUUCAGGUUUUGCUUUCCACCUUCUGCACAAGAAAGAGGCCUUUUGCCAUUGUCCUUACGGGCUCAAAAGAGAGGAACAGGCAGCUUUCUGGAAAACUCAUAA